This is a messenger RNA of Chlorocebus sabaeus (green monkey), 1245 nucleotides long. The record is from RefSeq and is a predicted model, not a curated record. NCBI's taxonomy places the organism in Eukaryota, Metazoa, Chordata, Mammalia, Primates, Cercopithecidae.
GUUCACUGCCUGGCCUAUUGGCUUAUGGCAAUGAUCAAGCAGACCUUCAGGUUACGACAUCACUGCUUGACCAAGCCACCCAAUCGCAUCAAUUUUUCCACCAAAAGUGGAGACACUUAUCUAAACAAUUUCAACUUUCCCAGAGACUAGCUAAACAAAUUAUCCUGCAAUGCCCAGAUUGCCAGCUCACAGGCAUGUCCCCACCUUCAACAGGUAUUAAUCUUAGAGGACUAGAACUCAAUCAGUUAUGGUAAACAGAUGUUACACACAUCCCUGAAUUUGGAAAACUUAGAUACAUACAUGUAUCCAUUGAUCCCAAUUCUCACUUAAUUAGUGCCCAUGCUUUGCCUGAAGAGUCCACCCAAUAUGUCAUUAAACAUCUUCUUUUAACUUUUGCAUUUAUGGGAGAGCCCACAAAAAUUAAAACUGAUAAUGGUCCAGUUUAUGCGAGCUCACAAUUUCAACAAUGCUGUUACAUGUGGAAUAUCCAAUAUUUCACAGGCAUCCCAUAUAACCCCCAAGGACAGGACAUAGUGACCGUGCCCACUCCACCCUUAAAAAUAUGCUCAAAAAACAGAAAAGGGGGAGUAUGGGUAAAGACCCUGCAACACUACUAGCACAAGCCUUAUUUACCCUUAAUUUUUAAAAUUUAGAUGACAAAUUUCAAUCAGCCAUAGAAAAGCACUUUGCUAAAACCUCUCAAGACAUAAAACCUGCAGUUUUAUGGAAAGAUAUAAACUGUAACAUAUGGUGUGGUCCAAAUGAAUUAUUAACUUGGGGAAGAGGGUAUGCUUCUGUCCGCACCCCCUCAGGUCCUCUUUGGAUUCCAGCACUAUGCAUCAAACCAUACCAUGGCAUGGCCAGGACCCAACCUGGUACCAGAAAUGAAGGAACUGACCUUACAGGACCCACAGCCCCAGAUGAUGUGGCUUCUGUGGAAGACACAAGCCCCGGACAUAACCUGGGGUAUGCUGAAGAGGACAACUCAGGAACAAAUUCUGCUCCAGACACAGACACCAUUCACUUCAGAUAAUUUGUUCCUUGGAUGCAAAGCUGGAAUAAGAGCAAUGACCACCUCGCUAGACAGACUUGUUGCUGCACACAUCUGUACCCUUCAGUCAACAGAACCCGAUGCAAAGAACAGAAAAGGGAGACAUGUGGGAUUUCAGACAGACUGGUGGUGUGUCUGGAAUUUAUUCCUUCUGGCGGUUUCUUGGUCUUGCUGACUUCAAGAAUGAAGCUGCA